AUGUUCGCCAAACAAACUCUUCUCGCCUUUGUCGGGGCCCUGGCCCUGGCCACGGCCAAGACUACCACGGAAAAGAACCCAACCCAGGCUGAGAUCGAUGCAGCCCGUGCUACGGCCCUACCUUACUCUCCCGUGUCAAACGUAAAAGGGUUGGCUUUUGAUCGCUUCGUGAACAUCUGGCUUGAGAACACAGUGGGUUUGCCCCUUACAUUAAAUAACGAUGACCACGUGCUCACCCCUUUGCAGGACUUUGAAACCGCUGCUGCGGAUGAGAACUUGUCCAAGCUGGCUAAGGAGGGUAUCCUCCUGACCAACUACUUUGCAGUCACUCACCCCUCGGAGCCCAACUACUGUGCUUCUGCCGGGGGUGACACAUUCGGCAUGGACAAUGACGACUUCAUUCAGAUCCCAGCCAAUGUCUCAACUAUUGCCGAUUUGUUUGACACCAAGCACAUCGCUUGGGGUGAGUACCAAGAGGACUUGCCCCAUGCCGGCUACCAGGGCAUGCGGUACCCCCUCAGCGGCCCGAACCAGUACGUGCGCAAGCACAACCCGCUGGUUCUGUAUGACUCGGUUACCAACGACGCCGUGCGCCCGCGUCAAAUUAAGAAUUUCACCACUUUCUACGAGGACGUGGCACACCACAGCCUUCCCCAGCACAUGUUCAUCACACCGAACAUGACCAACGAUGCCCACGAUACCGAUAUCACUGUGGCUGGCGACUGGGUCGCUCGUUUCCUGCCUCCCCUGCUGGAGAACAAGCACUUCAACAAGGACAAUCUGGUACUGGUCACUUUUGAUGAGGGCGGUAACUACUCCCACCCUAACCGGGUCUUCAGCUUCCUGGUUGGCGAUGCUAUCCCGAACCACCUGAAGGGUACUACCGACGACACUUUCUACACACACUACUCAAUUAUCGCCUCCCUGUCCGCUAAUUGGGGUCUGCCCUCGCUUGGCCGCUGGGACUGUGGUGCCAAUUUGCUGAAGUUGGUCGCUGAGAAGACUGGCUAUGUCAACUGGAAAGUUGAUACCAGCAAUGCCUACAUCAACCAGACUUACCCUGGCCCUCUGUCCACCAAGCACUAUUCCUCCAAGUGGGCCGUUCCUGCCAUCACGGGCAAGUGCUCUGCUGGCCAUGGUAUUGCUGAAGUAGUAAAGAAGACCUACCACGGUCUUCACCCUACCUACGACUACACCAGCCCUGUACCCUAUGACGCGACCACUGGAAACAACGUCGGCAUCAAGUACCACCGUACUCUGAAACACGGUCAGGAGGAGUCAGGUAUCACUGGGGGGAAACAAUGA
Messenger RNA from Penicillium concentricum, 1305 nucleotides. Its product is annotated as putative acid phosphatase. The transcript has 2 exons. Bases 1 to 1305 code for a protein of 434 amino acids. Gene Ontology annotation, biological process: phospholipid catabolic process. The record is from RefSeq and is a predicted model, not a curated record. Lineage: Eukaryota; Fungi; Ascomycota; Eurotiomycetes; Eurotiales; Aspergillaceae. Gene Ontology annotation, molecular function: hydrolase activity, acting on ester bonds.